This is a messenger RNA of Cuscuta campestris, 3110 nucleotides long. The record is from the annotation of a GenBank genome assembly. NCBI's taxonomy places the organism in Eukaryota, Viridiplantae, Streptophyta, Magnoliopsida, Solanales, Convolvulaceae.
CAGAACAGUUUGUCAGAUUGAGGUCUGGACAACCUUUGGGUUUUUGCCUGUUCGCACUAUCCCAUCAUUUUCUGGUGUAGUUAGCUGCGGACGAGGUAUACCCUUACAAACUGGGUGAUUACAUUGUUAUCGCCGACAAGAAGGUAGCAGAAUGCUCGCUUUGCUAAGGGUUAGGUUAGCAAGACAUACCUCGUUGAGGCAAUAAGACUCUUAACCGUUCGCAUCCCAUCACCAUGGGCUACUCACUUAUACGUGUAGCUGCUUAAGAGAAAUAGCUAACAUAAUGAAUAUCUUCGUUUAGGCGCUAGCAAGACAUAGCCCGUAUAAGCAAUCAGUAGUCUUAAUCGUUCGCACACCAUACCAAAAAGCUUCGCUCUAGUGACUAGACGUACCUGCCCCUAACAGGGCCAGGCCAGUUUCCUUACAUGGAAUUGGAUAAGUGGUAAUAGGCGGAUUGCGUACCAUAAGCAAAUGAAAUGGGAGGGUCCGGGGAAGUUCCCAUAUCCAGCUAAACCGGGAUCGAAACUUAUUAAGCGGAAGUCGGUUGCCAAGGUCCUUCUACAGCUUAAUCCGCAGGCGAAGGAGCAGCAGAAAGAGCUUUUGCGUCAGCAGGUCUCAAGGGAGACUAGCUCUACAGAGCCUUACUGCUUGCUGCUUGGGAUACUGUCCCAUAAAUGGGAAUACGAUCGAAGAGGGUCUCUGCCAACCAGUGAGGAAGCUGUUAGGAGCCGAGAGAAGGCGAAAGAGCAGAUAGUCAAGCCUGCCCUCGCUGCAACCCCCGUCGAAAAAGGAAAUCAGUGGCAUUCUAACACUACAGAGGUUAGCGGUUACCAAAGAUGGUUUGAAUCAGUUAAUAGCUACACUUAUACCGAUCUGAGGGUUUUCCUCUUGUCACCUGUUCGGGACACUACUCCUACGGGAGAUGGUGACUUACCAGCAGCGGUCAAUUUCCAUGAGGUAUCUGAGCGGGUUCACUGGUUUUCAAAUGAGUCUUUUUUGAACCUUUUUCCCAACCCUUUCACGCCUAAACAACGGGUUGGGCCUCACGGGUGGACUUGCCCGGGCCAUUGGGUGCCUGGUGCGAGCACUAUUCAGUGCCGCCGAUGGGGGGCUCUCCAUCGGGAGCAGCAUGAUUCCUCACGGAUCCACCAGCACGGGGUUGUUUACUUAUACAACCGAUAUGUUGGUACAACCGAUAUGUUGGAGGAUUCUGGCUCAGAAGGAAGUACCUCAACGGUCAAUCAGCCGCUUCCGGGGGAACAAGCUGCUCUUCCUGUUAUGCAGGAAGCAGCUGCUAAUCAAGCAGCCCCAGUCCCCUAUCCCUAUCCCCAUAAUGAAUUGAUAGGGGGGGAUUGUGUGGAAUCCAUCCAGCGGAGGCUUUUGGGUGGAUCCCCCUUUCCCUCCGCCCAUGCCAUUCAAAUGGCCCGGAUUGACGCCGAAGACCUCUUCGAGGCCAAGGUAGAUAUCUGUCGGGUCAUGGCGGGUCUUCACCCAGAUGGGGAUUGGAUGGGACGGGGUGCCUGGGCGCUCGCGAAUCCUCGUACCUUAACGGGCGAGGAUUCCCUGGAGAACCUAUUGCGACUAAGGGAUGGAGUUGUGAGCGGGGACGCCACAACAGUAACUGCUUUAAAGCAGCGUAUUCGGGGAAUCCUCCUUAAUAGACGAAAUAUUCCUAUUAUGUCAAUGCCAAUUGAAUCAAUGUUAUUAGCUGUGAAUUCGAACUUUUUGGUAUUUUCUGUUUCUUCGGAUGAUAUGAUGGGUCAAUCAUUUGCUUCAUUGGUUCCAACGGUGGCAGCUGCGGAAUCUGCUAUUGGGUUAGCUAUUUUCGUUAUUACUUUCCGAGUCCGAGGGACUAUUGCUGUAGAAUCUAUUAAUAGCAUUCAAGGAUCCACCUUUGGUACCGAGAACAAGCUUGGCAGCCUUGGUGCGCUCCCCAGUUAUAUUCCUGUGGAUGAUAGCAAGCAAGGAAGAGCGAAGCUCUUCUCCCUUUCUUCAGUUGGUUCGGGACGCAUUACGAUAGCUAGGCCGGGUGGGAUUAUCUAUCGGAUGGAAGUGGAUCCUUUGCCCCUGACCUAUGAAGUUGAGGGUGUUCUUGCGGAUCCAAGCGAUGGAACCAAGAAGGAAUGUGAGGCACGGCUGAAAUUUUGCCUCAUUGAUACUGCAGGAAUAAGGAAAAAGGGAGCUGUGGCUUCAUCUGGAAGCAUAACAGAAGCUUUAUCAGUAAAUCAAGCAUUUCGUGCAAUUCGGCGUGCAGAUGUUGUGGCUCUUGUAAUUGAGGCUAUGGCUUGCAUAACUGAGCAGGAUUGGAAGAUUGCAGAGAGGAUUGAGAAGGAAGGAAAAGGUUGCGUCAUUGUUGUGAAUAAGUGGGACACAAUUCCCAACAAAAACCAGUCCACUGCAACCUACUAUGAGCAAGAUGUUAGGGAGAAGCUUCGUCUUCUUGGUUGGGCACCAAUUGUAUAUUCAACAGCAAUAGGAGAGCAUAGUGUCGAUAAAAUCAUUUCUACUGCUAACAUCGUUGAAAAAGAAAGAUCAAGAAGAUUAACCACGUCAAUAUUGAAUCAAGUAAUAUGGGAAGCCGUGGCCCUCAAAUCACCUCCAAGGACCCGAGGUGGGAAGAGGGGUCGUGUAUAUUAUUGCACUCAGGCUGCUAUUAGGCCACCUACGUUUGUCUUCUUCGUGAAUGAUGCAAAACUUUUCCCUGAGACAUACCGACGGUACAUGGAAAAGCAGCUGAGAUCAAAUGCCGGGUUCUCAGGCACACCUAUUCGGCUUCUCUGGCGCAGCAGAAGGAAAACUAAAGGUUGAUAGUUCGUAUAAACACCCAACAGGUGUUUGUGGGGAUCUAACUUCAUCAUCCUCGCAUAUUCAUAGGAGGCCAUAAUAGAAUGAAUUCCUAGUCAUGUCUUUUAGUGUUUUUGUGUACCAAAAGGCAUAAAUGGCGUUCUUGUGUACUGUAGAGUAGAACACUGUGUUUGAGAAAAUGCAGGGUAAGUAAAAUUCUUAACAUUGAGCUACCCUGUACUGUGUUUGAGGAAGGGCAUGCAAGAGUUCUUAUGGAACUAUAUAAAUUAUAUGCGCCCAGUUGAAAAUAGAUUUGAAUCUCACCU